AGAGUACAAGUAUUGCAAGGUCAUCGAGUGCACCGAGGAGUUCACUUCUAAGACAUGUGAGCAUUGCAGACAAAUCAAUGGCAAACUGGGUGAUUUCGAUGCAAUUUGUGUGACUUUGGGACUUGAAUCUUUAUGA
Funneliformis mosseae is the source of this 136-nucleotide messenger RNA. NCBI's taxonomy places the organism in Eukaryota, Fungi, Glomeromycota, Glomeromycetes, Glomerales, Glomeraceae. The record is from the annotation of a GenBank genome assembly.